AUGGAUAAGCUGCUGAAUGCUUCUGCUUCUCUGGGACGAGCUUCGUCUUUCGUGACAGUCAAUCAGACAAAAACACUGCUUAUAUCAGCUUAUCUGGAACACCGCACUGAAGAAAAAGAGGUUCGUGUGAUUUCAGUGGUGCUGCGGAGCCAAGCAGUAGCCUAUAUCUGCAUCUUACUCUGCCAGGGGCUGCGGUACAUCUCUGAGGGUGUCAGCCACAUCCACAGUGAUCACUUUGGCUUUCCCUACGGGACCGCCGACAUCAUGUGUCCCCUCCCUUUGGGCUGCCAGACACCAUCUCAUAUAGCUGUGACCACUGUUGUACCCAAAGAUGAAGAUAAACUUGAGUUUCUGGAAAUUCAAAACCAAAAUCCCAAGAGUGAUUCCUUUCCUUAUAACUUCACUGUCUGUCUCUCCACCAUGUUUGAUUUCACCAACGUGCUUCAGCUGGUACAGAGUUUAGAAAUGUUUCAGUUACUGGGAGUCAACAAGGUGGUCGUCUAUAAGACCAGCUGCAGCGCUGAGACGCAGCUUAUACUGGACUACUACACACACAAAGGUUUACUGGAAGUGAUUCCUUGGUCUCUAUCCAGGUUUUUUAAAGUGUCUCGCGGCUGGUUGCCUGAACACGGUCCUGGUGAACUUCACUACUUCGGCCAGAUUCCUGCUCUCACUGACUGCCUUUACAGAUACAUGUACCGGUCCAAAUAUGUGGCCAUGCAGGACAUUGAUGAGCUCAUUCUGCCUCAAUCAGUCGACAGGUAGAUCUUUGUUCAUGUGGUCUCUUGUUGAGAUUUUAGAAACAGAAUUCCACAAAAGUCAGAAUGGUGUGUAAAAUGUACUGGUUUCUCAAUCUCAUCAACUCAUAUUUUAUUCCCACUAGAAGAUAAACAUCAUAGCAGAUGUUGAAACAGAGACAUUUUACCAUGUGAUG
Melanotaenia boesemani (Boeseman's rainbowfish) is the source of this 934-nucleotide messenger RNA. RefSeq lists its product as uncharacterized. The transcript has 6 exons. The record is from RefSeq and is a predicted model, not a curated record. The coding region runs from base 1 to 765 and encodes 254 amino acids. NCBI's taxonomy places the organism in Eukaryota, Metazoa, Chordata, Actinopteri, Atheriniformes, Melanotaeniidae.